Molecule: messenger RNA, 915 nt
Organism: Caenorhabditis remanei
Lineage: Eukaryota; Metazoa; Nematoda; Chromadorea; Rhabditida; Rhabditidae
Exons: 4
Coding region: 1-915 (304 amino acids)
Biological process (GO): regulation of transcription by RNA polymerase II
Molecular function (GO): RNA polymerase II cis-regulatory region sequence-specific DNA binding; DNA-binding transcription factor activity, RNA polymerase II-specific
Source: RefSeq, a predicted model, not a curated record
AUGUACUCUAGUAUAGUCCCGUCUAGUUCACAUGGCUACUAUCAUAAUCAUCACCAACCACAACAUGCUCAAUACCAGGCCUACCAGCAAAACUACCACCAGCAAAAUAAUUUUGGACAGGCUUACAAUGGACCCCCCACUGCCACAGCAGCUCCGGUGAUAAAUGUGCAUAACUAUCACUUUCAUACAGGACCGGUUAAUAAUCAGGUCAUCGAGCAACACUACACCCAUCAUAACCACCACCAAUUUGAUGACAACAUUCAAAAUAUGGAUCAUAACACCCAACAGACUUUCAACUUCUCCCCUGAUAACAAUCCCACGAAUUUCAACGAGCAUAGCCAAGAGCACUCUGGCUCCGGCUCCGAGUCCUCCACCCCGUUUAUCUUCGAGCACAAGGUGUUUAUUCCCUCCCCGGCAGCGUCUGUAAGCAGCUACUCAUUCUCCAGUGACUUAUCCGGAAAAGAUGAGGAAGACCCGCGAAUCCCUUUGAAGGACAGAGGACGUGUCUAUCAUCCACAGAGUACUGAAAAACCCAAGAAGGUGCCGAGUAAGCGAAGAGACAAGGAGACAUUGGACAGGCUUAGGGUGCACAAGUGUUUGUAUCAAGGCUGCGGCAAAAUCUACACAAAAAGCUCCCACCUGACGGCUCAUGAGCGUGUUCACAGCGGCGAGAAACCAUACCCCUGCGAAUGGCCUGGUUGCUCUUGGCGAUUCGCUAGAUCCGAUGAGCUCACUCGUCACUACCGUAAGCACACUGGAGCCAAGCCGUUCGCAUGUAAGGAGUGUUCGAGGAAGUUCUCGAGGAGUGAUCAUUUACAAUUGCAUAUGAAAAGACACGAACCAGAUGGAAUGAUGGGGAUGAUACAGGAAGAAGAGGAUUUUAAGGAUUUUAAGGAAUUUAUGAAUUUUGUGUAG